Messenger RNA from Penicillium paradoxum, 582 nucleotides. RefSeq lists its product as uncharacterized. The transcript is spliced from 5 exons. The coding region runs from base 1 to 582 and encodes 193 amino acids. The record is from RefSeq and is a predicted model, not a curated record. NCBI's taxonomy places the organism in Eukaryota, Fungi, Ascomycota, Eurotiomycetes, Eurotiales, Aspergillaceae.
AUGCAGCUCCUCUCUGUCUUCAGUUCCCUGGCCCUCGUCUCUGCGGUGCUUUCGUCUCCGGUAGCAGGCUCCAAAGUACUCGCGGCUCGCGCUGAUGAUCGCGGUACCGAAAUUAUUGCCGGACUUGGAGCUCGCAAGCAGGAAGUUGUAAAUGCGGGUGGAAACACCCGUGAUCUGGCCAUUGCAAUGCUGGAGACCACGACCAUGACUACGGACUACACCUACGGUGACGGCAAGACAGGUGACGCUACCAACUUCGGCAUCUUCAAGCAGAAUUGGUUCAUCCUGAGACAUUCUGCAUCUCAAUUCCUGGGCAAGAGCUUGGGCCAGGUCGAUGAGGGUGCCGUUCUCAAUUGGGACCUGGCAAAGGACAUCCAAGCCCGCCAUGAAGGUGAGAACCACUAUGGGUAUGAAGUUUGGUUCAGUGGCCACCGCAACGGAGAAACCGGUAUUAACAACCCUAACACUGAUGACAUCAAUGCGUACAUCAAUGCUAUAGCUUGGAUCCAGCAGCAAAUUGAGAGCGAUAGCAAGUAUCAGAGUGAUGAUACUCGGUUCUGGGUUGAUGUCCAGGCUAUCUAG